Alternaria arbusti is the source of this 1431-nucleotide messenger RNA. RefSeq lists its product as uncharacterized. Gene Ontology annotation, cellular component: nucleus. The record is from RefSeq and is a predicted model, not a curated record. Gene Ontology annotation, molecular function: zinc ion binding; DNA-binding transcription factor activity, RNA polymerase II-specific; transcription cis-regulatory region binding. Gene Ontology annotation, biological process: DNA-templated transcription. Lineage: Eukaryota; Fungi; Ascomycota; Dothideomycetes; Pleosporales; Pleosporaceae. Bases 1 to 1431 code for a protein of 476 amino acids. The transcript has 5 exons.
AUGGAGGAUGCGACUGGGACAGUGCCAGAAGUCGUACUCCGGUCUAUGCCCAAGUGCAACGCAACGGCCGUUGACGCAGGUCUCAUCACAUGGGAACAAGCUGUCCACUGGUAUCAAAGCCCCAUUCUUUUUGACGCCAUAGUCAGUAUUGGAUGUCGCGCCGCCGAAGGUUUCAACACCAGGAUCUAUCGCCGCCUCCAGACUCGAGUCCGUGAUCAAUUUACCGACCUAUUCAUCAACACGAAUACCCCUACAGUAGAGGAUAUACAGGCCAUCGCACUGGUGGCUGCGUACUCGGAGAACGCGUUCGUUCUGGUGGCUAUGGCCCUUCGCUUCGCCAUCCAGCUUGGGCUACCUCAUGUUGUCGAUCAGCUCAUCGCCAAAAGUCACGCACGUUCCGGGAUCGUGACCGCCGAUGAGCAAGAGCUGUACCGUCUAUCUAGAGUUUGGCUUGGGAUCUGCAAUCUUGAACUCUUUUUCUCUCUAGAUGGCGGUAAACUGCCGGGCCUUUCUCUUCAAAUGUCAUCUCGAAAGAUCAGAUGUCUGUUAGCUCACCCAGAACGUACAUCUACCGACAUCCGCCUCCUCUCGCAAGUGGAGCUCAACAUCAUCCGCACGGAAGCUUAUACAAAGAUCAUGGGCCAGAGUAAUGACUAUAUGGGUCAACACAGCGAAGAUCAACUCCGAACUACGGUAGAUGAGGCUUGUGUUGAGCUGUCACUAUGGCUCGAUGAAUGGACCAACAUCGCUCUGACCGAGCCAGCGCCACAUCAACGGACUCUUGCGUUGCAGAACUUGUGUAUACAGCAAGCUUGGGCGACGAUGACUAUGUACUUAAAGGCGGUAGGCUCUUCCGGGAUCGAGAACAUUGCGAUCAUGACCGACUUUCAGCGCGACUUCAUACGCAAAGCCAAAGAGGCAGCGAAUCGACAUCUCCACUACAUGCUUCAGUCAUCGUCAACGCCAACUUCAUCGCCGGUGUCUCAUGCCUCGACUUCUGGCUCAACAUACCUCAGCACUUUUCGCUGGACGCUCGAUUAUGUCUGGGCCAAGUGUGCGGUCUCAGUCUUGCUGGUCCUCAAGUUAGCCAUUCUCCUCCGCGACCCGGUACCUUCGGUCAUGGCGCUGCUCAGCGAUGCGCAUCGCGUACUGGAAGAGCUCAAGACUGUUACCGUCGGCCACAUCGCAUACUUUCAGAUCUUGCAAACCAGCAUCGAGAAGUGUGAAGCUGCUCUCCGAGAGUAUGCUGCGGAACAGAUACCCGACCAGGACUCUUCGAUGGCGGGAGCGAGAAGCAGUGUAGCUGAAGACGAGUUCCAGGGUUACGUUCCCAGCGAGUUCGUCUUCGAGUGGGACUUUCCUGGGCUCAAUCUAAAACAUAUGCCGCUCGGAUGGCAAGACCUCUUUGUCAAUAUCGACAGCUUGUUCUAG